Molecule: messenger RNA, 2367 nt
Organism: Aureococcus anophagefferens
Lineage: Eukaryota; Pelagophyceae; Pelagomonadales; Pelagomonadaceae
Exons: 4
Coding region: 1-2367 (788 amino acids)
Molecular function (GO): 5'-3' DNA helicase activity
Source: RefSeq, a predicted model, not a curated record
AUGGGCUUGCUUUUACCGCAGAUCGCGGUGCUUUGUGCAAGCGCUACCGCGCUGCAGGUGAUGCAAAUCGCAGCGCUCGGCGCCGGCGCGACCGCGCUGCAACUGCCGCGCCGCAAUUUCCUCGGCGCCACCGCCGCCACGGUUGCGGCGCCGCGCAUCGCAGCGGCCGCGGAGCUCGAGAUUCCGAGCGCCGUCGCGCCGAGCUGGACCUUGCUCAUACCCAUCGUCGAGCUCGAUGCGGCCGUGGCGCGCUGGACCGUCGACGUCGGCGCGAAAUCGACGUCGUCCGUCGCGUCGGCCCUCGAGCUGCUCAACAAGGGCGGCAUAUUGAGCAGCAAGAACUUCUACCUUGGCGUCGGCACGAAGUACGCCACAUCGUUAGUCUACGACGACUUCGACAAGAAGCUCGUCGAGCAGGACAAGAACGCGCGCGUGAGCGACAUGGUCCUCGCCGCGCGCGCGCUCGACGCGGCGAGGAAGACGUUGGCGUCCGAGUUCCCGUCGUCGGCGGCCAAGGACCUCCGCGCCGCGUCGGACCAGCUCGGCGACUUCCUCGCGCGCGCGCCGCGCAAGGAUGUGGAGAAAGCGCGCAACGCGCUUGCGAGCCUCGUGGCCGCGGACGCGAACGGCGACGGCCAGGUCGACGACGCCGAGUUCUACAAGGCCGGCGCGCUGUCGACCGAGGAGCAGCUCGCCGCGACGUGGGGGGUCUGGGGCACGACCCUCUUCUCCAAGGACCUCCGACCGGCGUCGCCGGACACGGUCCUCCUCACCAUCAAGACGCCGCCGCCGGUGCCCGACUACCUCAAGCGCGCCAUCGCGCGGUCCGAGCUCGCAAUCCUGCUCAGCGCGCUCCUGCAGCAAUCGCAGCCAUUGCAAACGCGGCCGUCGCUGCGCCGCGCCACGCGCUUGCACGCGCGCGAGGACGCCUACGCGAGCUACUGGGACGAGCUGCUGCUGAAGGAGUACCGCGAGGCCGCCGCGGAGCUGCGGUCGCGGCGCCAGACGUGGUCGCGGAAGCGGCUCGAGGACAGCGGCGACUCGGUCUUCGGCGCGGCGACGCCGGAGACGGAGCUCUUCGGCGACAAGAUCGUGCGCGUGACGCGGCGGAGCGGCCGCGACGGCCGGCUGCGCGACCGGUUCCGCCGCGGCGACGUGCUGCUGCUGAGCCCCGAGGACCGCGCGCCGCGCGACCGCCAGUUCCUCCCGCGCGACGUCGUCGUCGUCGACGCGGGCGCCGACUGGCUCGCCGUCGGCGCCGGCGCGCGGUGGCCGAAAGGCGUCUGGGAGUCGCGGCGGCGGCCGGGGUCCUGCGCCGUGCGCCUCGACCGCGCCGCGCCGCGCGCGCCCCUCGAGGCGCAGCGCGACGCCCUCGCGCGCGUCGCCGCGGGCGCGGCGGGCGAGGCCGCCGCGCUCCUCGCGCGGACGUUCGGCGGGUCCGCGGAGGCGCUCGACGCGCCGCCGGCCCGCUUCCGCGACGGCGCGCGGCUCGAGUUCGCCGGCGUCCCCGGCGGCGUGACCGCGCCGUCGCUCGAGAUCGCCGCGCUGAACGCGAUCGGCGGCGCCAAGGACGACGCGGGCGGCUUCGAGCCGAACGCGUCCCAGGAGGACGCGAUCGCCUGGGCGCUCGCGCGCAGCGUGUCGCUGAUCCGCGGGCCGCCGGGCACGGGCAAGACGCGCUGCGCGAGCCUCCUCGUCUCCUCGGCGCUGCGCCUCGGCGACGGCGGCGCGGCGCCGCGCGUCCUGGCGGUGUGCCACUCGAACGGCGCCGCGGACGUUUUGCUCGCGGCGCUCGUCGCCGUGGGCGUCCCCGCGAUCCGCGCGGGCCGGCCGGCGUCCGUCGCGCCGGAGGCGCGGCGCCACACGGUCGUGGCCCUCGCCGAGCGGCACCCCGAGGUGUCCGCGCUCCGGGAACGCGCGCGGAACGCGACGCUCAAGCCGCACGUGCGCUCCGCGGCCGCCGCGGACGCGCGAAAGGUCGUCGACGAGGUCCGCGAGGCGCUCUCGCGCAACGCGCCGGUGGUCGUCGCGUCCUGCGUCGGCCGGCGCGUCGGCGCGCACCAGCUCAUCGAGGCGUCGUCGGGCGAGUUCUCUUUGGUCGUCGUCGACGAGGCCGCGCAGACGACGGAGCCCGCGGUCCUCUGCGCUUUGGCCGCGGCCAAGGCGGACCAGAUCGUCUUCGUCGGCGACACGAAGCAGCUGCCGCCGACGGUCGUCUCCGAGGACGCGGCGCUCCGGCGGGCGCUCGCGACGUCGCCCAUGCAGCGGCUCGAGGCCGCGGGGCUGCCGCUGAAGACGCUCCGGGUCCAGUAUACGGCGUCGAGCGACAGGAGUGCUUUUUCUCGUGAAUUUCGCCUGAAGAUGUGA